This is a messenger RNA of Porites lobata, 14431 nucleotides long. The record is from the annotation of a GenBank genome assembly. NCBI's taxonomy places the organism in Eukaryota, Metazoa, Cnidaria, Anthozoa, Scleractinia, Poritidae.
AUGCUGCGCAGGCGCACAUUUUCAUGUGGAAGCACGCCACCCAGGAAAAAAGAGCCGAAAAAUUCACAGAGACAUUUUCAAUUUCGCGGUUCAAAGUGGUCAUUCUUUGUAAGAUUUUAUUGCACUUUCCCUGAACCCGUCUUCAAGAUGGCGUCUAGAGCGAAUGCACGAAUAAAAUCCUACAAGAACAAGGCCUUAGAUUCGCAAGAAAUGAGGCGAAGGCGCGAAGAAGAAGGGAUCCAACUUCGAAAGACUAAACGAGAAGAACAAGUGAGUGAUGUACAAAAUUCAAAAUUGACAGCGUGCAUGGUACAUGAUAUUCUUAUUGAUUCUGUCUUUAUUUGGUAAAUGUAACGUUUUUCCUCUCUCCUUGGUAUUUUUUGCUAGAUGUUUAAAAGAAGAAAUGUUGAUUUGACAAAGUCCAUGAGUCAGACUAGUGAACUGGAGGCCCUUCUAACCACGAACCACGUUGGUCAGGUAAUCAUUUACAUGUCGCAAUGUUUCACUACAUGGUUUCAUUGUCGUAGUAAAGCCUUAGAGAGUAAUAGUAUGAUUGUCAUGUUAUGUUACGAGCCUUUUUUGAAGUCACUUUUAAAUUCAGGUGACGAAGACUUAAGUGUCUGCUGUCUUGAAUUGAGAAGUCCGAUCUAUUUUAAGCUUUUUUUUAAAAGAAAUUUUAGAAUAUUCAGUAAGUACUUAGACACUUGAGUCAUUUACUUAGAAGAGUGAAUAGACUCGAUCCUUAGUCAUUUACGUUUGCGAAUAUUCGUUGUGGUUUUUAUUGCUUUCUACCCUUGGAUUUGUUUGCAAACUAUUAAAUUGAGAAUUUAUUUAUUUCAAAUAACACGUCGUUGUGUCAAACGUCAUUGAGAUUAACAAGCAUUUUGUAUUAAUUAGUGUAUGAAACAACUCAGAUACUUGUAAUUAUUGACAUCUGUUUAUUUGUCAUGUUACUUGCGAUUCGUGUAGGGUUCUUUAUAAUUUCUGGUACAUUGUGCAUGUGUACAUUGUAUCAUUUUUAUGAACAUCUGAAAAUCAAUGACAGUUGCCACCAACCUUCAUCAUCUAAGUGCUCAAAUUCAAAUUAUCAAAUUUGUAUGUGUAUUCAAGGGAGUGAAAUUAAUUUCACGUGAAUUUUGUCAAACUUUUGUAAAAAAAAAUAUUAGAACUGACAAAAGUAUUUCCUUAUUUCAUGAAAGUACUGUUUGAUAACACAGCAAUAUCGCAGGUGAAAAAUCAUGCCCACAAACGUCAGUUUUUUAUGUUUUAUAUAUUGAAAUUCCACGCACCAAUAUGGUUAAGCUCACAUACUGUAAAAUUCCGCAAAUUAGCCCCGGGGCUUAUAUUUUUCAAAGGCCCUUUUUGAGGGGCUUAUUUUUGGAGGGGCUUAUCUACGGAGGGAAAUUUGUGUCUCAAAAUCGAUUGGGCUAGCCUUAUAGCUGGAAGUAAAUUUACCUUUUUUGCUUUGUUUUACUUUGUAUUUGAGGGCAAUUUUCCAAUAACAAGCCCUUGGGGGGGCUUAUAUUUAUAGGGGCGAUUUAACCGAGGGUUUUUUAUGUUACCGGUUUGGGGGGCUUAUAUUUGGAGGGGCCUAUACAUGGAGGGGCAUAUUACGGAAUUUUACGGUAUUUCCUGAAGUUCACAAUUUUUUGAUUUUUUGACAUAAAGCCUGCCAGAAUCCUUCUUGCUGAUAUAAUAUUGCUGUUUUACUUUUCUUUAAUUCAAUGAUGUAACUUCCUCAUUUGUAAUGUCUUGAAAUCUGAACAACAACUUGGCCCUGAAAUUUGGCAUCGCCAUAGCAAUUUUCUGUUUCUACAUGUGCACCUGUGCCUUAAACUCCAUUCCACCAUCCUUCUGUUGCAUGCCUGUCUUACUUUAUGAUUUAGUAACCUCGUUGUAAAAACCUGUGAAGUUUUUCUUUGUUUUCUAGCUAUUAUUGUCUUUGGCUCUAUUGUGUUGACUUCUUGGUGGCUUCUUUGUAUUCUUCGUUUUCAACACUUGUCAGUUUUACAGGUUUUUACACUGUUGAUGAGCUGACAUUCUUUUCUGGAUGGCAAUUAGAUUUAGUUAGAUGAUGUUCAUUUCUGAAGGAAAGGUGAUUAUAAGGAUACUUGCCCAGCAGAAAAGUCAGCUUGGGACUUUAUAUGAACCCUGUCAAGCUUCAUGUUUUAUUUGUGAGUCACUCACGACCUCUCCCGGCUGGAGGAGGAAAAUGACUGACAUAAAAUAUUUGAAUGUUGAGCAUUUAACAUUGUUUUAAGUCCUUACUAAACAAAAUCAAGUGAGAUGCUUUUGGCACCAAGAAGUCAGAAACUGUUAGUAUGCUGAAAUGAUUUUAUAGCCAUCUGUAUAAUAGCCUGCGAAUAGCAGAAGUUUCUCCUUGCUCAUCGCCGCUAAGGGACGUAUCGUGAGGAGGAACGUCUGCAACUCAGCAACAGAAAUUCCAUACUGAUGAUGUAAAAUCUGUCCAGAAUCCAGUCAGAAGUGCUAAUUGGUCAACAGAGUAGUUUCAUUAUUUUAGCUAUUGUUUAUGAAUGACAUGAUAUUAAUUUGAGGAGGACUCGGAAAAAAAAAUCCGAGUCCCAGAUGGGAUUUGAACCCACGACCCUCCGUGAUCUAGUCGGAUGCUCUAACCACUUGAGCUACUGGAGACUCUAUGGUGAGCAAGGGCCAAUUUGUGGGUCUCGACUGGAACCGCAUCACGCGGCUACACAGUCAAGUAAUGAUAGGCACACAAGAAGUGAAGAACUCACUAACAGCAUCGCGCUGUCACCUUAAAGCAUAUCAUAUGUUUAUGAAUGACAGACAAAAGACAAAAGGCCGCAAAGGUCAAAUGUAAACGCAAUGAAUCUCUAACAAAACAGCCAAUAUUUGUGGAAUAUAGUCUUCUCUAGAAGCAUUUGAGUUUUGCUGGAGCCCAUUUGCAGAUGGAAACAACACUUUUAUCAAAAUCGACCAGGAGAUACGUAAAAUUGAACAAAUUUGCAUUUGGAGCCCCAUGACUGCCGGAUUUAUUAUGUAAACAUUGAUUUAUGUCAUCAGUAUGGAAUUUCUGUUGCUGAGUCACAGGUGUUCCUCCUUACGAAACGUCCUUCAGUGGCGAUGAGCGAGGAGAAACGUCUGCCAUUCGCAGACUAUCUGUAUAAUAAUUUUUAAUUUUCAAUUAGGUGGACAUGUGUUAUAAGGUUAUUGGCAAAACCAACAAUUUUUUAAUAAUGUUUUUGUUUUUGUUGGUAAUGACGUUUCUUUAAUACUCUAUGGAUUUUACUUCUUAGGGAGUGUUUUCACCAGAUGUGUUGGAAGCUUUGUACUCAGAAGAAUCUGAUAAGCAGUUAGCAGCCAUGCAAAAAUUUCGUAAACUUCUUUCUAAAGGUUUGUUGCUUAGUAAUGUCUUGGUAGGCAUCUACUUGAACCUCUGCAGCCAUGUUUGGGGUCCCAAAGACAGAGAUAAGAAAAAAUCUCAUUUUUACUUCAAUCUCCAACAGUGGCCACUGAACUGCAGUCAGGCUAUCUUGACACUUGUUUGAAUUGGAGGCACUUAAAAAACCCAUCUCAUAAGCCUCAUUUUAAAACCCUUUUCACUCUAUGGCAAAUACUAGACGAGUAUACAUGAUUAUUUAUUCUCCAUACUGUUCUCUGCACAUUUGGUGCUGAAAAGCAGAAUCUUAAAAUAAAGAACUUUUUCACCAAUUAUUUCCUUUUUGUGUUGUUUACAGUUUCCAUAGAAACUGUAACACUAUGCAUUCAUGUCGUGUCCAUAAUGUGCGUAAGUGAGAAAAACGACAAUUUUCAGAAGGCCAGACGCAAAAUAUUGUAUUAUUCAGUUUGCAAACAAGGAGAGUCUAGUUGUUGCUUGUCAUUUUAUCAUUUUCUUUUUUUCUAGUCAAAAGAAAUUUUGCAAAAGAGGGGUAAUAGACCUUUUCUGCAUUACUCUCCAGUGAGCAAACAUAAAGAAAUGAGGACAAGGCUCAGGUGGACAAUUUCAUACAAAUCUCUGUAUUUUAUCUACCUGAGCCUCGAGUUGAUGCCCUUGUUUACAGGAAUGCGGGAACGGUCUAUUGGUGUGUUCAUAACAAGAAGAUGAAGUGUGACCUGUUGCAUCCGAAAAAAUAGGUGUGACUGGUCGUGCCCCCCCAAAAAAACAAUUUUCUUGAUGCAAGAAGUCAAUCUUCAUUUUCUCUUUGAUGCUGGUCACCAGCAUGCUAUAUGACAGGAAGGCAAGGUGUAGCUUAAUGCGUCGGAUAAAUAAGCUUCACCUUGUGUGUCAAAAAUUAAUUGCUCUUCCAUGCAAGAAAUCAUGCUUUAUUUUCUUUAACAAAACUUGUGACAUUAAAUGUGUAUAUGACAUAGCAAGCUGAUAAAAUGGCAAGUUCACAACAGACAUAACAAGAACUGUAAACGUGUGCUCUCUCUAGUUUGCUACUUUUUCUUGUGACUCUUAUGUUGGAUUAAAGCAGUGUUUCUAUAAGAAGAAUUUGUUUUAAGGGGCUAGGAAUUAAUGAAGUUGGAGUUCACUCCAGAUAACCCUUUACUUAUUUUUCUUUCUCAAUGUGCUGUUUGUUUUUAGAACCUCAUCCUCCGAUUGAUGAUGUUAUUAGAUGUGAAGUGAUACCUAGGUUUAUAUACUUCUUACAAAGAGAUGACAAUAGCAUGCUACAGGUACAACCAUAUCUAUCAAAUCCAUCUUUAUUUUGGUUCUGUCCGUUUUCGGUUAAAAUAAGAUAACAUUCCUAUGGUCAUAAUGUAUUGUCCUUUUUUCCUACAAAAAAUCUUUGACUGGGAUGACUGUAACUCUAUUUAUAGUUUGAAGCUGCUUGGGCACUAACAAACAUUGCGUCAGGGACAUCACCACAGACGCAGUGCGUUGUUCAAGCAGGAUCUGUACCAGUUUUCAUCAGGCUGCUUGAAUCUCCUCAUGUAGAUGUUCAAGAACAGGUUAGAAACAGUUCUUUCUCAUGUGAUUUAGAGGUUCAUCUUCAAACUGUUAUUUGUGGACUGGUCUUGUUGUCAAGAGAUCUUUUCCUUACCUUUAGAUAAUUAUUAUUUCUACUUUAAAUUUAUCUUUCUACUGGUUUGGAUUGAUUUGGAAAACUGUGAGAGCCUUUAGAAAAAUUUGACCUACACCGCUGUUUCCUCUAUAUUCUUUUUAAUGGAAAAGUGAAAAUAGUGUGACGUUACAAGCACACAUGCACAUCUUGUUUUAAAGCUUGCACUACAUCAUUCAUUUGUUUUCAGGGUGUAAGCUCUAUGUCUUAUUACUUGAGCUGUUUUUUUUCUUCUUUUAGGCUGUCUGGGCUUUAGGGAACAUUGCUGGUGACAGUGCAGAAUGCAGAGAUUAUGUUCUUAACUUAGGAAUGCUACAGCCAGUUCUGGAGUAUGUUAAGAUUAUUACAAAUAUGUUCAAGUUGUUACUGAUUUUUUUUAUCCUUCUUUAAAAUGUCAGGCUCUUACUUAUUUUUUUUUCUUUUAACAGGCUCUUAAAACAGUCACCAAGACUUUCAAUGACAAAAAAUCUGGUUUGGGCACUCUCUAAUUUGUGCAGAGGAAAAAAUCCACCUCCUGAUUUUUCAAAGGUAUUCCUCGUGAAAUCUAUUUAAUAGCCAUCUGUGGUAUUAACUAGCGGAUCUUGCCUUUGAUUGCACUUCAAGUAACUGACUUCUUAUCAAAAAUUCCAGAUAGAAUCACAUAAUUGAAUGAAAUCUCACUUUCUGAUUGGUGAACGAAGUGAGGUAUUUAGUGCGGAAUUGCAAGUUGAAAACAAGGCUAAGUGAUAUUGUUUCGCAUCAGCGUAACAACUGUCGUCAAAUUCUAACACAACAACUCCAAAAACGUUUUUCUACAAUGUCAUUUAAAAAUGUUUUCAAAACCAUUGUCACCUUUUGAAGAGCCAAAAACAAACAAAAGUGUUUUUCAAAGUGAGCUGGAGGUUCUUCCUUGUUUUGAACUGAGCUACAAAUUCUUGGAGAGGCAUAAAAAACCUCUUUUGCUUGUGACAACAAGAAAGCAAGAAAAUCCUGUAAAUACAGCCCAGAAUAUGGCAAGCAAAAGUUCAACCAGACAAGAUGGAGAAGUAACAAUUCCCCUUUUUGUCUUUCGCUUGGAGACUUCAUUUCUUUCAGUGUUGAGCAAAUGAUGUGGAAAUUUGAGAAAAGAUUUUAUAGAUAAAUGGCUUGUAAAUUCAGUGAAAUACCACUAUUUAUCCUUGAGAUUAGUUUCAAGCUGGUUUAAAAAGUUUAAAAGCAAAUGUAAAAACAAGCACAAGAUACAAAUAAAGUUAUCAAGGUUCAAAUGUGUACGACUGACCUUGCUUCUUAUUCGCUAAUGCAAUGACAGUUCUGACAGUUGACCUUGAAAUGGCUUUCUGAAGCACUCGCUCAGGAUAAAAACAAACAAUAUUAUUGCUGUUUUCUUUUUCUGUUAUUUUUUUCAAUUAUGCGAUUCAAGGAAAAUCCAUUACCUGACUCGUGAAUUCCGUGUUGAAUUGCACUUAAAAACUGAUAUUGCACUCAUCGCUUCGCGAUUUGUGCGAUAUCGGUUUUCCCAUGCAAUUUAACACGGAAUUCCCUCAUCAGGUAACGAAUUUUCCUGUAGAAUGCUUAAAAACUUAAGGAUGCUGAUGAUUUCUCAAUGGCCAUGAUUGACCUGUGCUAUAAGGGAGUUUGUCGAGAUGUUAUUUAUGAUAAUCAUGGUGAUAAUCAUCUGCAGUGCUUGUGAUCUGGGCAGAGUUAAGAACAGCAAUGAUAACUCUAUUGAUUAUAUAAAAUGCUGCUUGCAAAACAACAGUGUAACACAAUGACACUGGUUGAAUCUUGUGAUAGUCCUGUAUUAGUUUGUGCUCAUAACUGUGAGGAUUAUUUUGAUCAUAUAAUUUCAUUUGUUCAGUUUCUGUUCUAUUGUGAUAUAUUCCAUGACAUUAUUUCAUCUGUAUAAGUCCGUUAAAGAACAGCUUCAGCAUGAACAAUAAUUAAAGUAGCAAAACCACACACCUUGCAGUUAGGAAAUAUUAGGUUUCUUGUGCAACUUUUCACAGUAUAACCUCUGCUGGUUGAUAGCGAUAAUGUAAUCGCCAAUGAUGUUGCUUAUUGAAAAAAUAGAACUCAACUUUUUGCAAACAAUUUAUAAUACUAAUAUUAUGCAUAUUUCCUCCAGGUGUCUGCGUGCUUACCAGUCCUAGCUCGACUUCUCUUUAUCAAUGAUGCAGAUGUUCUUGCCGACUCAUGUUGGGCACUCUCAUACCUCUCAGAUGGCCCUAAUGAAAAGAUCCAAGCUGUAAUAGAUUCUGGAGUUUGUAGAAGAUUAGUGGAAUUGUUAAUGUAAGAGCUCAAGUAACUUUGUGCUUAAAGGGUAAAUCUCAUGAACUGCACAUUUGCAAGCUGAAACUCAAUUGCUUCAAAAAUUCUGCAGAACGAGAGCAGGAAGAGCGAUUUUGACAGCUAUUUCCUGAGCAUGCGCAGAUUAUGAGACUACCCUUCAAAUUAAAGGAAGGUGGAACCUACUGCACAAUGUAUUGUAUCUGAUAGCAAUUUGAUUUUAUUUCAUUCAGGCACGACCUGACCCAUGUUGUGUCAGCUGCUCUUAGGGCAGUGGGAAAUAUUGUGACAGGUGAUGACGUGCAAACACAGGUAAGAUAAAAAUGAUAUCCAGACUUAAAUCCUUAACAUGGGAAAACAGUAGAACUCUGCAAUAUGAUCACUUUGUUAUUACAGUCAUGACCCUGGAUGGAUGUUAAUACAUGUGUAUUAUCAUUGUUUUGGCCAGAAUUUGUGUGCCAUGAAGUGGGGAUAAAAACAACAGCCAUCUGACUUUUUUAAAUACAAAAUGAAGAAAGCAAGGCAGAGAAUUUAUAUUGUAGAAACCAAGUUUUGGUUUAUUACAGAAAACAUUGAAAAAUGUAAGGAAAUUUUACAGGAAGGCAACUAAAGUAUCAUUGUACAGUCAAACCUCUUUAACACGGACGCCAAAGGAACAGGACCAAGUGUCUGCUUUACAGAAGUGUUUGUAUUAUAAAGGCAUUUCUGGGACCAAACAAACUGUCCCUAAGAGAGGUGUCCAUAAGGAGAGGUUAGACUGUAUAUAGGCAAAAAUGCCUUCUGUAGAUGAAAACCUUCUGGUAUGCGAUAAUUCAUAUGAAAAUUCUUUAGCAGUACAUUAAGAUGGUACUAUUUUGUUUUCCAGCAUUUCACAGAUGACGUUUGGAAAUUUUGUUGACUUUUGACCAUGACCUCUUUUGGUAGUGAAUUAUGAGGGAGUGGAUGAUAUUGGCAGUGGUGUUUAGAAGAACAAUUCUGUUCUUAAACCAAUUUUGUUCCUUUUCAGGUGAUUCUCAACUGCAAUGCACUUCCUAGUCUUUUACAUUUACUUAGUAAUUCCAGAGAAAGUAUUAGAAAGGAGGCAUGCUGGACAAUCUCCAACAUCACAGCUGGAAACAGAGCACAGAUUCAGGUAAGUUCCCAGGGAAAGUAAUGAUGCAGGGUUUACAAGAAAACUAACUUUAUUUCCGUAUUUAUUUGGCUGUAAGCCGGGUGAUUUUUACACAAAUUAAUGCUAAAGUUCAGUGAAAUUUGAACCCAAAAAAUGGUUUUAAUGCAUUGAAACUCUACUGAAUGGGAAUGCCGAGCAAGUAGCAGCAAAAAAUCAAAUCAACCGCAUAACUAGGAAUCUGAAUCUUAAGUUAGCUAAGCACAGAUUAAUUUAGUCUGGCAUCGUCAAAAUAUCCGACAAAAACAGAUCUCACUUAAAUUCUCACAUUGGUAAGUCUUUUUACAAAGAGGGAUGGUGUAAAACAUUUGAAAGGUGCCCCUUUCUUUUUGUGGCUUUGCUGUUUCCUUGUAUUCCCAGUGGUUUUGCUACAAAUAGUUCUGGUGAGUCCUGGGACUCAUCUUGUGAAAAGUCAUGAGUUCCAGUUUAAAAAAAAGAGUCAGAAAUUGAAAAUGCUUGGUCCUUUAUGCAACCAGACAGUUAGUCUGAAGUCAGACUCCAAAACUCUGUAUUACAGUACACUGAAAUUAAAAUAUAGUUGUUCUACUUUAAAGCACAACAAAGGCUAAAAGAAAUAUGCAUCGUUAAACAACAGCCAUAAUAACUGACACAGAAAUUACAUGAAUGGGCUGGAUAUUUCUACAAUACACAUGUUCAGAUUGAUCUUUGUGUCCUGCGGGAUGCAUGCCAUGAAUUAUUUUGCGUCUUUAGGGAUUUUUAUGUGUCAUGGACGUAGGACAAAAUCACUGCCCUUUCUUGUUGUGGCUUUGCUGUUUCCUUGUAUCCCCUUUAUGUUUCCCCUCCCCUUCAAAACCACCAGCUGUGCAGGCUCAGGCUCUGCAAGGUAUUUAAGGGCUGUAAAUGUAACCUUUAGCACCUGUUAUGGCUGAGCUCACUUGACGUUACGGCUGAUCAAACUAGAAAGCUAAAGAUCAGCGUGCAAAGAAAGUAGUGUUCGAUAGCCCGGUGCUAGUGGAUUUUGGUAUCGGGCUAGUGAAUUCUGUUCUUAACUUGCCCAACGGGCAAGUGACGUUUUCUGAGGAAUUCAACUUGAAGAACUGUGAAAUCAAUGCUGCUCAUCAAAAAGUUUUUUGGGCUAGUUGAAAUGACGUUUGGGCUAGUAUAUGCCAGCUUCAGCUUGCCUGAAUGGCAAGCUGUAAAAAUGACUUUCUUUGCGCCCUGAAGAUAAAAUUUCUAUUUUGAGAGUUGUUUUGCGUGAAUCUUCAUUUGCUUUGGCAGCUUCCAAACUUAAUCACAGCCCUGAGGCUACCACGACUCCAAAGAACUACUGAAGGAAGUCAUUUAGCCUGUGAGCAAGCUCUCCUAUUUGGGUGAGCGAAGAGAGCCUUGCGAGAACGGGCGAGCGAGGGUGCCCCUCGAGGCUUCGCCACUCGCUCGCGCAUUCUCACGAGACUGGCUUCGCUCGUCCAAAUAGGAUAGCUUGCUCACAUGCUAGAAGUCAUUUUGACUCUCAGUAGCCUAGAGCCCAUAAGUGUUUAGCAAUGCUGGUGAUUUGACAGACUAAUAUUCUGAUACAAAGUUCUUCUGGUCACUAAAAGCUUUUUACUUCCAACAUGACAGCGAGAAAACAAAACAAAAGAUCAACUUGUUUUGCUGGACGUAGCUCCUUGUUACUAUCAGAACUGUCAAUUAUGUACGCAUCUUCAUGAAUUUACAUUUACACAGGACCACAGACUUUUUAAGCUGAACUCAAGUUAAGCACUUAGUACAUGAAAUGUGCUUUAAAUGUGUUAUAUAUUAGUUAUUUGCUUUUUUACAGGCAGUGAUAGAUGCUAAUAUCAUUCCAAUGUUGGUGGAAAUUCUUAGUAAGGCAGAGUUUAAAACGAGAAAAGAGGCAGCUUGGGCCAUAACCAAUGCCACAUCUGGAGGAACAUCACAACAGAUAAGGUUGAUUACAGUAGUUUUUUUAAAACAUUAUAGUUUGUUGCAUCGUGUUAUAAAGAAAAUGGAGUGUAAAUGCUUGGGGUUAGUCAUGCACACAACUUGACAAAUUUGUGACUCAACAUGCAAUUUUUGCAGCCAAUUUUUUUUAAAACUCUUUCGGUGCGACCGGGAAAGCCAUGAACACUUGAAAUAUUACAGGAAUGUGUUUUGUGUUGUGACCAAUCACAGCAAAGAUGAGAACACGCGAACUAGCCAGAAAACCGCAAACUAAUUACCGUUCUUGCUUGCGGUUUAGUUUUCUGAUGCCUGAUUGGCAUUUUUCUUGCAUCACAAUGACAUUCCAGAAAUAUUUGUGGUGUUUUCGGUUUUCCCGGUUUGACCUAGUCUGCUACACAGCCGUUUUUAGAGUCGUCACGCAAUGCUCCUCCCUCCCUGUGGGGAGAAGCGUUGCGUGACGACACUAAAAACCGUUGUGUAUUAGGCUAGGUUUGACCGUAAUGGCAAACAAAAUGAUUGCAUCUUGCAGCAUUUAUGGAGGAUGGUGUUCUCACCUCCACAGCACCCCACCCCUGCUCCUCCCCCAGAUUGAUGUAUUCAUGUAAGAACUCUCUGAUUCUCCUCCCAUAACAGUUACCUGGUCAGCCAAGGAGCUAUCAAGCCUUUGUGUGAGCUCUUGACGGUUAUGGAUUCAAAGAUUGUUCAAGUUGCGCUUAGUGGAUUAGAAAAUAUUUUAAGAGUGGGAAAACAGGAGGGACAUCAGAUGGAUGGUGUUAAUCAGUUUGCUGUUAUGGUGGAGGAAGCGUAUGGUAAGACAUCUUCAUUUUCCUCUAUUUAAACUACUAGGUACCCGUUUCCCGAGAAUCCCGGUAAAUUUUCGGGCCCGAAAAGCUGUUUAUAUUUGCUGGAUCUGCAUUCAAGAUCUAAGUUUCAAUUGUUUUGAAAAUGAUACCAUGAAACUAUCAGUUAACGAAGCAAAAUUGACUGGUUUUGCGCCAGGAACCGUGUUACUGUUCAACAGGUUUUUAUUUCAAAAUUUGCCUUCAGGUCCGAAAAGUUAUCGGGCCUUUCGAGAAACGGGCCCUUGGACCGGGUUGUUUAAAAGUGAGUUAGGAUAACCCUGGGUUAGUGCGAAAUUUAAAUUCAGAUUUGAAAGCUUGAAGGACAAAUUCAGUUUAGUUAGUUUUGUCCACAAUUUGAUGACUAGAUGCUCUAAAAAGAAUAGAAAAUGUUUUUCACAAAAGAAAAAAAAACAGAUUGAAAUGUAAUCCCGGGUUAGUGCUAAUCAACCUUCGAACUAUUGGGCCCAGAUGUACCCAGGAUUGAGUUCCAUCUCAAAUGUUAAGCAAGACUGUAAAAAUUUAUAGGGCUAAUUCCAAAAGAAAGGUAUUUUAAUUAUUUUUCAAGAGCUUUUAUCUCUAGUACCUUUCAGUACUUAUAUUGGCUACCCUGAUGAUCCUUGAGGUCUUUGCCCGGAAAGCUUUUACUUACUUUCCUUGUACAUUUAACUCUCUGAAACAUACACCUUUGGAAGCGGUUCAGCGUGUCUUAGAUGUUCUAUUGGGACCAACAGUUUCAACCAAAAACGGUUUUUUUCCCCGAUAGAACACUAAAAAACCCAACGAACUAAGAACGGUUGAUCCCACAGGGGCACCCAACGUCAAUUUUCGGGAAAAUAUCUGUUCGGAAGACGAUUUGAGAACUAGAAUUUUCGGAACAUUUGUUGUAAAGUUUCUUGCUUGCCUGCCUCUCCUAGGAUUUUCGAACAUCUACAAAAUGGUAUAAUUACCCAUUUUAAACAGAUAUUUACCCUAAAAAAGGCCACCUAGAAUUUUCGGGAGCCUUUUCCUGGCUGAAAUUUUCUAAAAGGUAAGUUUUGAUCCCUAUAAUUUUCGGAUCACUAGACUUUCAGCUAGAAAAUCCGAACAGAUGAAAGUUUUUAGGGGAUAAAAAUAUGCCUAUAUCUACCGUUUAAAUACUAAAAUACGUUCAACAAUGCUAUGUUAAGUGGUUUUGAACUAUAUCCUCGUUGGGUGCCCCUGAUCCCAAUAGGACACGACCUUUGAGAGAUGUUCAUCUAAUCUUAUAGAGGAGUAAAGACUGUUUUAAAAGUUUCUGUUGUAACAAAGUGUUUGUCGUGUAGAGUGAAAGGUGCAAAGAAAGGGAGGGACCCACUCCAGGUGCUCGUUUUAGCGAUGUGUCCAUGUCAUAGAUGGUUACCGGUCGUUUCGAUACAAGUUUACUCAGUUGAGUUGUGAAUAGUUCCACGUAGUUGACCUAAGGAACGAAGAAUGUUCACCCAAAAUGUUUUUCUUGUUCACGCAUCCCAUCCUCGUCGCCAAUUUAACGUCGAAUUUACAUUUUAUGUACUUCACAAUUCGUAAAGCUACCGCUAACGUCCGUUACUCGCUCUAUUCUAGGAUAACCUCAAACGUUAUGUAACAAUACCUAAGAUGCAUACCAUAAGCGUCACUAUGCCUGUCACGCAUGAAGUCACGCCAUUACACAUACUGAAUUCGAAGAUUCAAAGUGAAAGAAAUUUUUGUGCUAUUUCACUGCUUGAGUUCGUCGCGAAACGACUUGUAGACUCUUGCAGUCAGCCUUUUCUCUUACAUCCGUCUAGUUCUUAUCUCAGCCAGCGCGAUUGCAAACCACGAUGUUACGUUACGGAUUUUAAGAGAAAAGGCGGACUGCAAGCAGUCUAAACGACUUGUUUCGAAACGAUUUUGUAUCGAAACCACUGGUUUCCUCACAGAUAACCCAUAAACAUAAAUUAAUUGUCUCUCUUUAGGUUUAGACAAGAUUGAAUUUCUUCAAAGCCACGACAAUGAGGAAAUCUACAGAAAAGCAUUUGAAAUAAUUGAAUACUAUUUUAGUGGUGAAGACGAAGAUGACAAGAUUAUGCCUGGCAUUGAUCAGGAAGCGAACCAAUACCAAUAUGCAGGAGUCAGCGUGCCCCAGGGAGGCUUUCAGUUAUAAACUGCGUGUGCUUCGGCAAGACUGAAACUGGACUUAAAAUCCCCCGUUCCUACACCGGAGAAGAGACCCCCCUUGACGAGGAGCUGAUGACAGACAGGACACCCCUCCCUACCCUCCCCUCCCAUCAUUGCUAAGCCACGCACGCACUUAUCUGAAGUGUGUAGAGCCUGCAAACCUCCAUCGCGCGAGCGAGACGAGAGAGAGAGCGAGAUAUAUGGUGAACCCCACCCAACCCCUAUGAGGAGAACUCCAAGACCCCUGCCCGUCUUAUAAAAAGGCUAGAAAAUACAUUGAGACAGUUGAGACGAUAAAGACUGAGAUAUAUUGUGAAUCCCACUCAACCCCUAUAAGGAGAACUCCAAGACCCCUGCCCGUCUUCUAAAAGGCUAGAAAAUACAUUGAGACAGUUGAGACGAUAAAGAGUGAGAUAUAUGGUAAAUCCCACUCAACUUCAAUAAGGACACCCUCAGGACCCCUACCCGUCUUACGUUCAUUAAGGCAAUUGAGACGAGAGAGAGUGAGAUAUAUGGUGAACCCAACCCAACCCCCCUUAAUGAGAACUCCGGGACCCCACCCUUCCCGUCUUAUAAAAGGUUAGAAAAUACAUUGAUCUCCAGGGAAGAAAUCUAGUAAAAUGACCCCAGACAUAAAGAGUUGAUACCCAAAACGCCGGAUCCCCAAGGAGGCGUUCCCGUGUCCAUAAAUAUCCCCACAAGACUGGAUCUUUAAGAGAGAGAGAGAGAGAGUUACCCCGCGAUAAAAUUGUUCCACAGUAGGUAUACCCCGAAAGAAUGGACCCCGUACCUCCCCAUAUUGGUGGUGAGAAUAAAGACAGAAUUUACAGAAAGGGACAAUAAAUGUUAGAUUUCUUUGGGCUUCAUUUUGUGCUCUUACGAAAUGCAGAGUGCUAGUUGACUUUAGUCGAAGCCAAUAACUUCGAGAGACGUUGCGUAUAGCCUAGAUGAUUUAGAAAGGGCAUUUGAAUGUAACGAGAGAGACACUGAUCAUGCUUUUUAAAUUUAAAGCAAAGACUUGAAUUUAAUGAAAAACGCUGCGAGCAUGUAUAUACACA